ACGAAACCGUCAGACGCUCUGGCUUUCUCUCCUGCUCUAUGGCCAGGCGAAAGCGACAUCCCUCACAAGAUCUACUUCCGGUGCUUUCUCGGCCUCUUCCACGCCUCCAAGAUGGCGCAACAAGAUCAGGGUGAAAAGGAGAACCCUAUGAGGGAGCUUCGCAUCCGCAAACUCUGCCUGAACAUCUGUGUUGGGGAGAGUGGGGACAGGCUUACCCGAGCAGCCAAAGUGCUGGAGCAGCUCACAGGCCAGACUCCUGUUUUCUCAAAAGCUCGAUACACUGUCAGAUCUUUUGGGAUCAGGAGAAAUGAGAAGAUUGCCGUUCACUGCACUGUUCGUGGAGCCAAAGCUGAGGAGAUCCUGGAGAAGGGGUUGAAAGUGCGAGAAUAUGAACUGAGGAAGAACAACUUCUCCGACACCGGCAACUUUGGUUUUGGAAUCCAGGAGCACAUUGAUUUGGGCAUUAAAUAUGAUCCCAGCAUUGGAAUCUAUGGCUUGGACUUCUAUGUGGUUUUGGGCCGGCCAGGUUUCAGCAUUGCUGACAAGAAGCGCCGAACCGGCAGUAUUGGGGCCAAGCACAGGAUCAGCAAGGAGGAAGCCAUGCGCUGGUUCCAGCAGAAGUACGAUGGCAUCAUCCUUCCUGGCAAAUAAACAGUCCCUGCCCCAAAAAGAGAUAAUAAAAUUUUCCAUUGUUUA
This is a messenger RNA of Sphaerodactylus townsendi, 696 nucleotides long. It is a transcript of the gene RPL11, whose product is annotated as ribosomal protein L11. NCBI's taxonomy places the organism in Eukaryota, Metazoa, Chordata, Lepidosauria, Squamata, Sphaerodactylidae. The record is from RefSeq and is a predicted model, not a curated record. The coding region runs from base 112 to 651 and encodes 179 amino acids. Gene Ontology annotation, cellular component: cytosolic large ribosomal subunit; ribosome. Gene Ontology annotation, biological process: translation. Gene Ontology annotation, molecular function: RNA binding; structural constituent of ribosome. The transcript is spliced from 6 exons.